Messenger RNA from Cyprinus carpio (common carp), 1443 nucleotides. RefSeq names its product sialic acid-binding Ig-like lectin 7. The transcript is spliced from 5 exons. Bases 374 to 1429 code for a protein of 351 amino acids. The record is from RefSeq and is a predicted model, not a curated record. NCBI's taxonomy places the organism in Eukaryota, Metazoa, Chordata, Actinopteri, Cypriniformes, Cyprinidae.
AAAUAUUGCUUUCGGGUUUCCCCAGUACGGGGAUAGGGAAUCACAAGGUGACGUAUUGGAUAGGGGCGUGGUUUCUGACGUAACGCUUUGACGUGGGCGGGGUUGUAUUGGGUAGGGGCGUGGUUUCUGAUGUCACACUUGUAUGUGGGCGGAGUUGGAUGUUCACGCAGGAUGCAGCGAGCCCCACUUGGGACUUUUUGCUCAUGUUUUUUAUUACUACCCUGCCAUCCUGACGACAUCUCCACUCACUGUCCUGCCCCAGAUGUUCAUUUCAUUAUUGCAAAUCGUCACAAAUCAUCGCAAGUCAUCACAAGCCAUCUCAUCAAAUUCAUCGUUGCUACAUACUGGUUGAUGCUCCUCACUGAAUGAAGGGAUGGACAUCUGGACAGCAGAGAAAAUAAUUCUUCUUGGUUUUCUGUUGAAAGGUGUUUGCUGUAGAGAUUUCAGCAUCAGUCUGCCACAGAACAUUCAAGCUCUCAGUGGAUCCUGUGUGACCAUAAAGUGCAGAUUUGAGAUUCAGGAAAAAUAUGACAAAAACCUCACUGAAAGAGCUACAGGACUGUGGUUCAAAGACGGGACUGAUGUGAACAACAAUCUAGUGUUUAACUCAAGCACAUCAAGCCAGAACUCCUUCAUGAAAGGGAAUAUAACUGGAAAAUUAAAAGACAAGAACUGUACCACUGUUUUUCAUGACCUCAGAUCAAAUCACAGUGGUCAAUAUUACUUCAGGAUUGAGGGUGAAGGUGAACUGAAAUGGACCUAUUCAGAAACAAGUGUUUCAAUUCAUGUGAUUGACUCUCCCACCAAACCCACAGUGCAGCUGUAUGUGGAGCAGAAGGAGGUGCAGGAUCAGGAGGAGGUGUUGGAGGGGAGAUCUGUGAGUCUGCGCUGCUCUGCUGAGACUCUCUGCUCCUCUCCUCCACCAACUCUCACAUGGAGCUCCACUCCCAGAAUCCCCCUCAGUGAGAGCAGCAGACUAGAGGAGCUCAUCUCUGAUCUGAACUUCACUGCUACUCACCGUCAGCACAGAGUCACUUUCACCUGCACUAUAACCUACCAGCUACAGGACAAGAACAAAACAGCACAGACCAACAUCACAUUACAUGUUCAGUAUGCCCCUAAAAUCUCUCCAUCCUCCAACUGUACCAGGACUGAUGUAACUGUGUGUUUCUGUGAGGCUGAUGGGAAUCCCUCUCCUGAACUGGAGUGGCAUCUGUCUGGAUGUCCUGUCACUAACUCUUCAAACAUGUUCAUCAGUGAAGAGCGAUUGAGCAGCACAGGCUUGAGGAGCUCCAUCACUUUUAAUCAGUCUCUCACACACACAUCCACUCUGCAGUGUGUCAGCAGAAACACUCAUGGCACUGCAAGUCACCAGUUUAAUUUGCUUCAUUCCACUCCUCAGGUGUCAGGUAAAUUUUAUAGACAUUAAUUUUUAAGGUCUAA